UAUUAGGAACAUGUUUUCUUUGCGGUGGAAUUUCUGUUAUGUUAAAAAAUGAGGGGCAACUUGAACAAGAGUUCAGUGCGACUGCUGCACAAGCUAGUUCUAGUUUGAUGACCUUGGCAUGCAUUACUCUAAUUUUGCCUGCUGCAUUCAGCUUUACUGUCAACGAAGAAAGAGAAAAAGACCCUGAAAAUGGAAGUCGUGAAGCCAAACUUGAUCCUGCAAAACAAAGCGCCGACAACAAAUCUGGAAACUCAGAAAGCGAAGAACAAGGAAAUGAAAUCGUAGAAACCACAGAUAACGGAGAACAAAAAAAUAAAAACAAAGAAAGCGAAAACAAGAAAGAGGAAAGCGAAGAAAAACACAUAAGCUCGAUAGCGUCAUUAAUUUUGCUAAUCGCAGCAACUGUGAUUACCGCUUUUUCUGCAGAAUUUCUCGUAGGAUCGAUAGAAGGAAUUGUCAAAUCCCUUGGUAUAAGUGAAACUUUUAUUGGGUUGAUUUUACUACCUAUAGUUGGUAAUGCUGCCGAGCAUGUAACAUCCGUUACCGUUGCAAUGAAUAAUAAAAUGGAUCUAGCUAUUGGUGUUGCUGUUGGAAGUUCAACC
This is a messenger RNA of Racocetra persica, 602 nucleotides long. NCBI's taxonomy places the organism in Eukaryota, Fungi, Glomeromycota, Glomeromycetes, Diversisporales, Gigasporaceae. The record is from the annotation of a GenBank genome assembly.